GUACAUGUGAUUGGGAAGCUAAAGCUGCAAACCCAAAUCCUUGUGCUGGGACAUUAAUCUCUGGGUUAUGUUCACGAGGCUAUUUGCUCACAUUUACACUGCAUAUUCGACCAAGCUUCAUGAAGGUAGUUCUUAAUCAAGUCUAUCUUUCAAGUAAUUUCCACCUCCAGAUCCCCAGCAGGUUUAAAUUAUGACAAGCAAAAGUAUUCAAUAAUCUUUACUAUAAGCAAAGGAAAAAUUCAACAUAAAUGCAUUUUAAUAGAUGUUUAAAUGCAUUUUAAUAAAUGUUUCUAAUUCAAGCUGCAUUCCUCCAACCAUUUCCUUAAUUUUUUGGUGUCCUGCUAAAGAAAUUGAGAGCAAGCAUAUACCAGUUUGAUUUGUGAAUUUGGAUUUACAUAUUUCCUGCUGUACGGAAGGUAUUUAACCAAAGUCUUGUACACAUAACUGGGGGGUGAGGUUUUUAUGAUGAAACAUGUAUUCAAUCUUAUGAGUUUUGCACCAUUUAAAAAAGGAUAUAUUCUCAAAAGUAAGCAACUGGGGAUUUAAAGCACUAGUAUAGAAAACAUUUUAAAAGCCUCAAGUCUAUUUCUUUUGUAACCUAUGUGGUUUCAGGUUUAUCUUCCACAACCCCAAUUACUGCUUUCACAUUUUCAAAAUAUUUGCUGUUAUUCUGAAUGCCGGCUCUUAAGUAUUUAUGAUGGAGGGGAAUCUUAUUCAAUUAGUUGAGGUAAAAGAACUCUAUAAAAUUCAGUGAAUAAAGAUAUUUUUUUCAGGCCAUCAUGCAUGUGAAUUUCGGGCUUUCAAAAAGUUAUUUUAGGAGGGCCGUAGUUGUUGUAUAUGCGGAAAAUCCCUUUAUAAAAAGAAGAAAAAGUUAAUUUCGAGCACAGUUGUAUGCGAUCCAGGCAUUCAGCUAUGUCCUGAUUUCUCUCGCUCUCACUCUCUCGGCGUCUUCUUUUUAAAAAACCAGAUUCUUUCUGAUUUUUGCCUACCAGAGAUUAACACCGUUCUUUUUUUCCACUAUCCGCGCGAAUAAGCGUCCCUCUCUUCCAUUCAAAAGUCUGAAACUUUCUUUCAACUUUUCUGCAGAAGAAUCCACCAUUACAGAAUCCAUGCCUUUUAGAGGCUUUUAUCUUUCUGUCCAACCCUCAACCGAGGUACGGAAGCAACAGAAUAUUCCAUUGGUAGAAGCUUCAGUUCUAUGGUCCGCCCGCUGUUCGGUUGUGAAUGGGGCGAAGGGGUGGAGUUCCAUGGAAUACAGACUUACACAUACACGAAUAUAUAUAUAUUCAAAGUGCAGGGACGUCUUUUUUCCCGUUUUGUUUUUUGUUUUGUUUUUGCUUUUAGGGUGGAUGUUGCUUUUUCCAACGGCAGCUAGUCUCUCCUGUUGCUGCUGGAGAGAGAGACUUUAUCUUCCAUGCGUAAGGGCGCCGACGGGAUAUCGGACUACUCAUGUUUCUUUUUAAAGGAUUAGCCCCAUUGCUGGUAAAGGAGAUAAUUGAGUGAUUGGAUUUUUUUACCCUCCCCCUCCCCCAAAAACAAAGACUCCACACCGAACUCGUCGAUUAAGGCACGCCUGAAACGAAGAAGUAAGAGUAAGCCAACUUCUUGAAUUCACGAACUUUGGAGGGGUUGAACAGCCAGCUGGGAAGUGAAGCCAGUUCCUGCGGUCGAAGUUGUGAAGGAUCCUCCCACCCCCCGCUCCUCCGUCCCAAGAUUGCUUCGCGGCCGACCGAAGAAAGAACACGACGCGGUUGGGCGCCGUCAAGCUCUCUCUGUCUUCGGUGGAAGAGAAUACACCGGAGUAGCGUUUCGCCUUGCAACCCUAGCAAAGAAUUACCAUCCAGCCCUUGGCGAGCGAUUAACGAGAGAGCCGGUUUGGCGAGCGAUCCGCCUCUUUCACCUCCUCCACCCGAGAGCAGACUGCGGGAAGAGCGAAGCCAGCCUUGUGCCGCCGCUGGCCCUCUCGGGGGUCUGGGCUGGGCGCCGCCGAUGCUUUGAGACUCAAGUGCCUGUGGGCUGUGAAGACCCGCUUCCCGCCGCUUGCUGCCAGCCCGCCGCGCUUGUUCUUUUCCUUGCCGCUGCCUCGGAUCAUGGAUCGAGGACCGAGAGCAACGAGGCCUGCUUCCUCGGGCCUGGUCGUCUUCCUGGGCGUCCUAUGCGGGAUUCCCUGGGGCUCUGGCGCCCAAUCUUACCAUGGGGAGAAAGGGAUUUCUGUCCCGGACCACGGCUUCUGUCAGCCCAUUUCGAUUCCUCUCUGCACGGACAUCGCCUAUAACCAGACCAUCCUGCCCAACCUCCUGGGGCACACCAACCAAGAAGACGCCGGGUUGGAAGUCCAUCAGUUCUACCCGCUGGUGAAAGUGCAGUGCUCGCCGGAGCUGCGCUUCUUCCUUUGCUCCAUGUACGCGCCCGUCUGCACCGUCUUGGAACAGGCCAUCCCGCCCUGCCGAUCCCUGUGCGAGCGGGCUCGCCAGGGCUGCGAGGCCCUGAUGAACAAGUUUGGCUUCCAGUGGCCCGAGCGGCUCCGCUGCGAAAACUUCCCCAUGCACGGCGCAGGUGAGAUCUGCGUGGGGCAGAAUACUUCGGACACUUCGGGAGCGGGAGGAGGGCCCCCCGAAAGUGCCACCGCCUAUCCCACCCCGUAUCUGCCCCAUCCCACAGCUCACCCCCUGCGCCCCACCAAUUCUGGCUUCUCCUGCCCACGGCAGCUCAAAGUACCCCCCUACCUGGGCUACCGCUUUUUGGGUGAGAGGGACUGUGGUGCCCCUUGUGAACCAGAACGCCCCAAUGGGCUGAUGUACUUCAAGGAGGCUGAGGUUCGCUUUGCCCGUCUACUGGUAGGCAUCUGGUCAAUCCUAUGUUGUGCCUCCACCCUCUUCACUGUCCUGACCUAUCUGGUGGACAUGAGACGCUUCAGCUACCCUGAGCGACCCAUCAUCUUCCUCUCAGGCUGCUAUUUCAUGGUGGCAGUGGCCUAUGUGGCUGGCUUCCUGCUGGAAGACAAAGUGGUGUGUGUGGAAGGUUUCUCAGAAGAUGGCUACCGCACUGUGGUGCAGGGCACCAAGAAAGAAGGGUGCACCAUCCUUUUCAUGAUCCUCUACUUUUUUGGCAUGGCCAGUUCCAUCUGGUGGGUGAUCCUCUCCCUCACCUGGUUCCUUGCUGCUGGCAUGAAGUGGGGCCAUGAGGCCAUUGAGGCCAAUUCCCAGUACUUUCACCUGGCUGCCUGGGCCGUGCCUGCCAUCAAGACCAUCACCAUCUUAGCCAUGGGACAGGUGGAUGGGGACGUGCUCAGUGGAGUCUGUUAUGUGGGCAUCUACAGUGUAGACGCAUUGCGGGGCUUUGUCUUGGCCCCACUCUUUGUCUACCUCUUCAUUGGCACCUCCUUCCUGCUGGCUGGCUUUGUGUCCCUCUUCCGUAUACGGACCAUCAUGAAACAUGAUGGCACCAAAACCGAAAAGUUGGAGAAGCUCAUGGUGAGGAUUGGCAUUUUUAGUGUCCUCUACACAGUGCCUGCCACUAUUGUGUUGGCUUGCUACUUCUAUGAGCAGGCCUUCCGGGACAUGUGGGAGAAAACCUGGCUCCUGCAGAGCUGCAAAAGCUAUGCCAUUGCUUGCCCCACCAAUGUUGCCCCAAUGAGCCCCGACUUCACUGUCUUUUUGAUCAAGUAUCUCAUGACCAUGAUUGUGGGUAUCACAACUGGCUUCUGGAUUUGGACUGGCAAAACACUCCAAUCUUGGAGGCGCUUUUACCACAGACUCAGCACUGGAAGCAAAGGAGAGACUGCUGUAUGAGGGUCCCUUGGCUUCUUCUCCCCUUGCAUUGCAAGGAACAAGGGCUUGGACCAUUAUUCCUUCAGACUGACUACCUUUGCUUCUCACCAAGAGACCCUCCAUCUCUAGACUGUGCUUCAGAAUAAAUAUCUUAUUCUCUGAGAAUUUGCUUAUUCCCUCAUCAUGGCCUUCUCACUUUCCAAAUGGUUCUGCAGUAUCUGUUUAGAGUAUGUGGCAUAGUGCCAAGAAUGGAAGUUUGGGACAAAAAGAGCAAAAAAAACAAGCUACUUUUUUACUGCGUGACAGGGUGCCAAAUCAGACCCCUCCCCCAAAUCAGCAUCUUAGUUUACAGUCUUUCUAAAGUUACCCAGGAAGCUUUGAGAAGGGAGAAAGUGUGUGUUUGUGUAUGCACACACGUGUUCAUGUUCACUCCUUUUAAAAAAGGAAAUUGCCAAAUAAGUCUUAAUGGGGGUUCCUCCAUAUUGUAGCAGUGCAGUCCACUGCAAACUUACUUGGAAGUUUAAACUCCACCGGAUUCAAUGGGACCGACUCCUAAGUAAAGGCAUAAUGGUUUCCAGCUAUGCAAACUUGCCUUGGGAGCAAGUUACCUCACACUUAGUUGAGCUUAACUUCUGAAUCCGCAGUGCACGGGUUUGGUCAGGCUGUAAGGAAAAUUCUGCAUUCCAGUUUUCAAAGUUUUCUUCCUGGCUGAUUUGGGUUUUGGCAAAAGAGUCUUGCUGAGAUUUUAGGGAGGAGCAAGGGGGGAGGAGGAAAGAAAAGGGUCUGAAAAAGAAGUGACAUGUUGAUUUUUGAUAGAAUGGCUUUAACUCUCUUGUCUUUUGUUAGAGGAGACAAAAGAGAAACAAAAGUGGGUUUCUCUGCAGCAAACCAUAAGCAGGGGUUUGGUUUUUAUGGCGAAACUAACAAAGAAUUUGUUGAGGUUCAGCUAGAGCUGUGAGUAAUGCAGCUCUUUAUUUUCUUUUUAUGAACACAAGGGAAAGGGUUUUCAGGAAACCCUGUGUAACGGGAGAAAAGCUGAGGUUGUCUCUCCCCCCCCCCACCUUUUAUUUAGAACAACAAAACAGCCAAUAAUCAAACAAGCCUUUUAAAGUAUCUAUGAGGUUUUAUAUUCACAAGGUUAAGAGUUGGUUUCCCUGGCUGAUCAUGUGUAUCGUUCUUUGAUUUAUAAAUGGGGCCGAGGGAAAACCUAGAAUCUGAGAAAGAGGAGGAAAAGAUAUUUUGCAGUCCUGGUCAAAUCAGGGAGGCCCCCCCAGUGCUCCCCUCAAUAUGCUCUUAGAUUCCCUUGAAACCAAUAGAUUCUUAAUUGUGGCCUUCAUUGGGAAUCAGUUUCUUGCAGAUAUUUACAUGGACUUGAAGUACUACUACUUCAGGGAGUUUAUUCAUUAGUGGGGGCAUUUAGGAAUACAGCCUUAAUUCUACAACAAAAGAUUACCUUGAUUAAGGCUAUGUUGAUGUACCUGGGAAAGACCCCAUUCUAUCCUGCAUCCAGUUUAGAUUCAAGGAUUUAGACUCCCCUGGUUGCACACAAUCACUCUGUUGAAAGUGCUACAGUCUUAGGAACUCCUGUCUAGAAAAGGUCCUGUGGAAUUCAGUAGAAUCUGAUUCCUGAUAAGGAUAGGUUUUUUUCAGCUUAAGGAAAUGCUGGAAUUGAUGUGUCUUAUUCAUAAACUGUGUUUUCUUUCAAGAUUCCCUGCAUUCCUUUCUUGAAUGAUCAGCAUAUUAAAUAUGUCUGAAGUUAAAGUUUUACAUCAUUAUAUGUAUCAUUUCACCAAAGAGUCCACUGAUGGAAAUAAAUUGAUUUCAGAAGAAGCCUUUCUGAAAUGCUACAUUUCACUAGCUAGCUUUCUGGAAACAUAAGGGGGUUCUAUUUAAUUUUAUCCAAUAGAUUAAUUGGAGAACUGGGGGCUUUUAACAAGCCAUACUUGGAUUUCCCCUUCCUUCUCCAGAAUGCACCAAUAUCUUUUUUAAUGAAUGGAUACCUUUACAAAAUAUUACCACUAUUAAAAAAUGAAGAAUUGAAAAGGAAGGGAGAAAAGAAUGUCUAGUAUAGUACUGGGGAAUAAAGAGGAAGAAAAAUGUUCCACUGAUUCAUUUGUAAUAUCUGAUUUUCCUGUUUCUGAUACUUUGGUUUCUUUGGGAAUUUUUAAAAUGAGCAUAAGACAAGCUAAAAAUGCAUAAUGUACAUUUUGUAAAUCUGACAUUUCGUAAGAAAAUAUAUAUGUAUUUAUGUUUUUACUUAACUUUUUUGUUUUCAAAAUUUCUCUGUAAGGCGCAUUUAUUGUA
Molecule: messenger RNA, 6074 nt
Organism: Pseudonaja textilis
Lineage: Eukaryota; Metazoa; Chordata; Lepidosauria; Squamata; Elapidae
Gene: FZD7
Product: frizzled class receptor 7
Biological process (GO): canonical Wnt signaling pathway; non-canonical Wnt signaling pathway
Cellular component (GO): plasma membrane
Molecular function (GO): Wnt-protein binding; Wnt receptor activity
Source: RefSeq, a predicted model, not a curated record